Solanum lycopersicum (tomato) is the source of this 955-nucleotide messenger RNA. Its product is annotated as protein GLUTAMINE DUMPER 2. Gene Ontology annotation, biological process: regulation of amino acid export. NCBI's taxonomy places the organism in Eukaryota, Viridiplantae, Streptophyta, Magnoliopsida, Solanales, Solanaceae. The record is from RefSeq and is a predicted model, not a curated record.
UCUUCAUCAUUCAUCCAAAAAAAAAAAGAUCCAAAUUUUUUAAAAAUUAUUUUAAAAAUUUAUCAUACGAAAAAAAUUACGAGUCUACAGUUGUACUUAUAACAUAACUAGUCUAUUUGGAACGAGAAGAUUAUUUUUCACAACGAUGAGGAAUUUGGAGGGAUCGUCAUCGUCUAUUGCACCGGUGGGCCCGCUACGGUCACCGUGGCACUCACCGGUGCCGUAUUUAUUCGGAGGAUUAGCAGCUAUGUUAGGGCUAAUUGCAUUUGCUUUACUAAUUUUAGCUUGUUCUUAUUGGAAACUUAGUGGUAAUCUUGAAGAAAAUCAAGAAGGUGAUCUUGAAGAAGGAAAUAAUAAUAAUAAUGAUAGUAAUGGUGGAGAUGGUAAAAUGGUGGAACCACCAAUUCUUGAAGAGAAAUUUUUGGUGAUUAUGGCUGGACAAUUAAAGCCAACUUAUAUUGCUACACCAAGUUUGUCUAGUAGAGCUUCAUCUUUUGGUAGCAAUAGCGGUUGUACCGCGAGUAGUGAGAGUAGUACGGAUAAAUCCGAGGCGGAAGAGAAGGAGGAGAAAGAAAAUGAUGUCUCGGGUUCAAGUCUUGAAAAUUGUGAAAAAACGCUCGUAGGAGAGAGAGAAAAGGAGGUCUCGAGUUCAACUUCUGAAAAUGAUUUUGUGGUUAACGUGACACAAAUACGAAUUAGUUAACGGAAUGAAUUUCAGAGUCAUAUGGUAAGCAUGAUGAGAUUAGGUCCUUUAAUUUCAAAGAGAAAAAGAAAAAAAAAUCUUAUUUUUUUUCUCUUUUUUUCCCUUAUGUGGGAAUUUCCGGAAAUGUAUAUAUUUUUUGGAGAAUGAAUUGGGAAAACUUUAUAUAUAUUGGUAAUUUUAAAUAAGGAUAUCAUACUUUUUGAUUUUGGAACAUAUGCUAGGUAUGUUAAAGCUCAUUAUUCAAUGCUUAUA